Messenger RNA from Echinostoma caproni, 3177 nucleotides. Lineage: Eukaryota; Metazoa; Platyhelminthes; Trematoda; Plagiorchiida; Echinostomatidae. The record is from the annotation of a GenBank genome assembly.
GAACGUUUUGAUCAUGAUGAUGAUGAUGACCAUGAUGAUCAUAAAGAUGAUGCUGCUGUUGAUGAUGAUUCGGCUGAUGAUUCGCAUGAUGAUGAUGAUGAUGAUGAAGAUGAUGAUGAUGAGAUUGUGGAGGAUGAUUCGGAUGAUGAUGAUGAUGAAGAGGUUGAUGAUUAUGAUGAUCGUGAUGAUGAUGAUUGGGAAGAUGGUGAUGGUGAUGUUGAAGAUGAUGAUGAAGAUGAUGAUCUUGAUCAGAAUGACGAUGAUGAUAAUGAAGAUUAUUCGGAUGAUGAUGAUGAUGAUAUUGAUGACGAUAAUGAGGAUGUUGAUGAUGAUGGUGAUGAUGACUCCGAUGCUGAUUAUGAUGAUGAUCCUGAUGAUGAUGAUUCGGAAGAUGAUGAUGAUGAUGAUGCUCUUGAUCUUGGUGAUGAUGAUGGUGAUUCUGAUGACGAUGAUUUGGAUAAGGAUAAUGAUGAUGAUGAUGAUAAUCAAGAUGAUUCGGAUCAUGAUGAUGAUGAUGAUGAAGAUUAUGAUGAUGAUGAUGAUGAUGAUGAUGAUGAUGACGAUGAUGCUGAUUUUGAUGUUGAUGUUGACGAUGACCCUGAUGACGAUGAUUCGGAUAAUGAUAAUGAAGAUGAUGAUGUAUUUCAUGAGGAUGAUGCUGAUAUUUUUGAUGUUCACGCUGAUGAUGAUGAUGAAGAUGAUGAUGAUGAGGAUGAUGAUGAUGAUGAUGAUUAUAAUAAUUCGGAUGAUGAUGAUGUUGAUGAUGAUGAUGGUGAUGAUGUCGAAUGUGAUGAAGUUGAUGAUGAUGACGUUGAUGACGAUGGUGUUAAUGAAGAUGAUGAACUUUCUGUUGACGAUGUUGACGAUCAUAAUGAUGAUGAUUUCGGUGAGGAACCUGAGGAUGAACAUGAUGAUGAUGACACUGAUGACGAUGAUGAUGACGCUGUUGAUGUUGAUGACGAUGAUGAUAUUGAAGACGAUGCCAAUGAUGAUGAUGAUUCGGAUGAUGAUUCGGAUGAUGAUCGCGAUGAUGAAGAUGAUGCUGCUGAUGAUAAUUCGGAUGAUGAUGGGAUUAUGAUGAUGAUGAUGAUGACGAUGAUGAUCAUGAUAAUGAUGAUGAUAAUGAUUAUGAUGAUGAUGAUGAAGAUGAUGAAUUUUAAAUAUGGUGGCAAUGAUGAUGAUGAUGAUGUCGAAGAGGUUGAUGUUCAUGAUGAUGAUGUUGACGAUCAUGAUCAUGAUGUUGAAAAUGACGUUGAUGAUUAUGUAGAUGAUGAUGAUGAUGAUGAUGAUGAUGAUGAUGAUGAUGGUGAUGAUAAUUCGGAUGAUGAUAAUGAUGAUGAUGAAUUUGAUUCGAAUGAUGAUGUUGUUGAUGUUGAUGACGAUGAUGAAGAUGAAGACGAUGAAGAUGAUGUUGAUAAUCAUGUUGAUGAUAAAUCGGAUGAUGAUGAUGAUGAUGAUGAUGGAGAUGAUUUCGAUGAUUACGUUUCGAGUGAUCAUGAUGUUGAUGAUGAUAACGUUUACUGCGAUGAUUAUGAUGCUGAUGUUGAUGACAAAGUUUUUGACGAUGAUGAUGAUGAUGAUGAGGAUGAUGAUCAUAAUGAUGAUGCUGAUGAAGAUGUUUCGGAAGACGAUGAUGAUAAUGAUGAUGAGGUCGGUGAUGAUUAUUGCGAUGUUGAUGACGUUGCUUCGGAUGAUAGUGAUCACGACAGUGAUGAUGCCGAUGUUGCAGAUGAUGAUGAUGAUGAUGAUGAUGAUGCUGAUGAUGAUAUUAUUGAUGUUCAUGCUGAUGAUGAUGAUAACCAUGAUGAUGAUUCGGAUGAUGAUGAUGAUGAUUCGGAUGAUGAUUGGGAUGAUGAUUGGGAUGAUGAUCAUGAUGAUGAUGACGAUUCGGAUGAUGAUGAUGAUGGUUCGUAUGAUGAGGAUCAUGAUCAUGAUCAUGAUGAUGAUGUUGAUGAUGAUGAUGGUGAUUGGGAUAAUCGUGAUGAUCAUGAAGAUGACGGUGAUGAUGAUUAUCAUGUUGAUGAUGAUGAUGAUGACGAUGAUGAAGAUGAUGACGAUGAAAAUGAUGAUCCUGAUCAUGUUGAUGAUGUUGAUGAUUGUGACGACCAUGAUUUGGAUAAAGAUAAUGAUGAUGAUGAUGAUGACGUUUAUUUCGAUGAUGAUGAUGAUGACGUUGACGAAGAUGAAGACGAUGAAUACGAUGAUGAUGAUGACGAUAAUGAUGUUGAUGAAAACUCGGAUUAUGAUGAUGAUGAUGAUGAUGAUGAUGAUGAUGAUGAUGAUGAUGAUGAUGAUGACGACGAUGAAAAUGAUGACAAAGAUGAUGAUCUUGAUAUUGAUGAUGAUGAGGAUGAAGAUGAUUCGGAUGAUGAUGAUGAUUAUGGUGAUGAUGGAAAUGAGGAUGAUGAUGAUGAUUCCGAUGCCGAUGGUGAUGAUGAUCGUGAUGAUGGUCGUGAUGAUGAUGAUUCGGAAUAUGAUGAUGAUGAUGAUGAUGAUGAUGAUGAUGGGGAUGAUGAUGGUAAUUGCGAUGUUGAUGACGAUGAUUCGGAUGUAGGUGAUCAUGAUAAUGUUGAUGAAGAUGAUGAAGAUGAUGAUGAGGCCUAUGAACACGAUGAAUCGGAUGGUGAUGAUGAGGAGGAGGAAGAUGACGAUAAUGAUGAUGAUGAUGAUUCGGAUAUACAUAGUGAUGAUUAUGAUGAUGAAGGUGAUUCGGAUAAGGAUGAUGAGGAUGAUGAAGAUGAUGAUGAUGAUGAUGAUAAUUCGGAUGAUAAUGAUGAUGAUGAUGAUGAUGGUGAUGAUGAUGAUUCGGAUUAUGAUGAUGAUUAUGAUGAUGAUGAUUCGGAUGAUGAAGAUGAUGAUGAAGAGGAUGAUGAAGCUGAUUUUCUUGAUCACGGUGCUGAUGUUGAUGAUUGUGAUGCCGAUGAAUUGGAUAAAGAUAAUGAUGAUGAUGAUGAUGAUGAAGAUUAUCCGGAUGAUGAUGACGAUGAUGAUGAUGAUGGUGAUGAUUAUGAUGAUGUCUCGGUUGAUGAUGUUGAUGAUGAUGAUUAUCAUGAUAAGGAUGAUGAACCUGAUGAUGAUGAUUAUGAUGAAGAUGAUGAUGAUGUUAAUGAUAAUUCGGAUGAUCAUGAUGUUGAUGAUUACGAUGAUGAUGAUGAUGAUGAUGCUGAUGAUGAUUAG